GCGGGGCGGCGCGGGCGGUUCAGCACCAGGGAGAGCGCCCGCACCGCUCCGCACCCCCCGCGCCGAGCCGGGCCGGGCCGCGCCGGGGCCGCGGAUGGGGCCGCGCUGAGCCGGGCGGGCGGCCCGCGGGCCGGGCGGGCGGGCGGGCGCGGGGGGCCCGGCGGGCUCCGGGCCGCCCGUGGAUGAGCACCAUGCGGCUGCUGCUGCUCGCCCUCCUCUUCUCCUCCUCCUUCGCCCGCGCCGGCUGCGACCCCAAGAUCGUCAACAUCGGCGCGGUGCUGAGCACCAAGAAGCACGAGCAGAUCUUCCGCGAGGCGGUGAACCAGGCCAACAAGCGGCACGGCACCUGGAAGCUCCAGCUCAACGCCACCUCUGUCACCCACAAGCCCAACGCCAUCCAGAUGGCCCUGUCCGUCUGCGAGGACCUCAUCUCCAGCCAGGUCUAUGCAAUAUUAGUUAGCCACCCUCCUGCUCCCAACGAUCACCUAACACCAACACCUGUAUCAUACACAGCUGGCUUCUACAGGAUCCCUGUCAUUGGUCUGACAACACGCAUGUCUAUAUAUUCUGAUAAGAGCAUCCACCUGUCCUUUUUGCGCACGGUCCCUCCAUACUCUCACCAGGCCAACGUCUGGUUUGAGAUGAUGAGAGUCUUCAACUGGAACCACGUCAUUCUGAUAGUCAGUGACGACCACGAAGGUCGUGCUGCACAAAAGAAGCUGGAGACCCUCUUGGAGGAGAAAGAGUCCAAGAGUAAAAAAAGGAACUAUGAAAACCUCGACCAACUUUCCUAUGACAACAAGCGAGGACCCAAGGCUGAGAAAGUGCUUCAGUUUGACCCUGGAACCAAAAAUGUGACAUCGCUGCUGCUGGAGGCGAAGGAGCUGGAGGCUCGAGUCAUCAUCCUCUCUGCCAGUGAGGACGAUGCAGCCACGGUGUACAGAGCAGCAGCCAUGCUCAACAUGACGGGCUCGGGCUAUGUGUGGCUGGUGGGGGAGCGGGAGAUCUCGGGCAGUGCCCUGCGUUACGCCCCUGAUGGAGUGAUCGGUUUGCAGCUCAUCAAUGGGAAGAACGAGUCCGCCCACAUCAGCGACGCUGUUGCCGUGGUGGCACAGGCUGUGCACGACUUGUUUGAGAAGGAGAACAUCACAGACCCACCACGGGGCUGCGUGGGCAACACCAACAUCUGGAAGACAGGACCCCUUUUCAAGAGGGUGUUGAUGUCCUCCAAGUACUCGGAGGGUGUCACUGGCCGCGUGGAGUUCAAUGAGGACGGGGACAGGAAGUUUGCCAACUACAGCAUCAUGAACCUGCAGAACCGGAAACUGGUCCAAGUUGGGAUUUACAACGGCAGCAAUGUCUUGACCAACGACAGGAAGAUUAUCUGGCCCGGGGGGGAAACUGAGAAACCUCAAGGCUAUCAGAUGUCGACCAAGUUGAAGAUCGUGACGAUCCACCAAGAGCCCUUUGUGUAUGUGAAGCCCACGCAAGCAGAUGGGACAUGCAGGGAGGAAUUCACCAUCAAUGGAGAUCCUGUGAAAAAGGUCUUCUGCACUGGACCCAACGAGACCAUCCCAGGCCGUCCCACAGUGGCUCUGUGCUGCUACGGCUUCUGCAUCGACCUGCUCAUCCGGCUGGCAGGGGUCAUGAACUUCACCUAUGAGGUUCACCUGGUGGCUGAUGGUAAAUUUGGUACCCAAGAGCGGGUGAACAACAGCAACAAGAAGGAGUGGAACGGGAUGAUGGGGGAGCUGCUGAGCGGCCAAGCAGACAUGAUUGUGGCUCCCCUCACCAUCAACAACGAGCGGGCUCAGUACAUCGAGUUCUCCAAGCCCUUCAAGUACCAGGGACUCACCAUCCUUGUGAAGAAGGAAAUCCCCCGCAGCACCUUGGACUCGUUCAUGCAGCCCUUCCAGAGCACCCUCUGGCUGCUGGUGGGGCUGUCCGUGCACGUGGUGGCAGUGAUGUUGUACCUCUUAGACCGAUUCAGCCCGUUUGGCCGGUUCAAAGUAAACAGUGAGGAGGAGGAGGAAGAUGCCCUGACCCUCUCCUCAGCCAUGUGGUUCUCCUGGGGGGUCCUGCUGAACUCUGGCAUUGGAGAAGGUGCUCCCCGGAGUUUCUCUGCCCGUAUUCUUGGCAUGGUGUGGGCUGGCUUUGCUAUGAUCAUUGUGGCUUCAUACACUGCCAACCUGGCAGCCUUCCUGGUGUUAGACCGACCUGAGGAGAGAAUCACAGGCAUCAAUGACCCCCGGCUGCGCAACCCCUCCGAUAAGUUCAUCUACGCCACGGUGAAGCAGAGCUCCGUGGACAUCUACUUCCGACGGCAGGUGGAGCUGAGCACCAUGUACCGGCACAUGGAGAAGCACAACUACGAGAGCGCUGCCGAAGCCAUCCAGGCAGUGAGGGACAACAAGCUCCACGCCUUCAUCUGGGACUCGGCCGUGCUGGAGUUUGAAGCCUCCCAGAAGUGUGACCUGGUGACGACGGGGGAGCUUUUCUUCCGCUCUGGCUUCGGGAUCGGGAUGCGCAAGGACAGCCCAUGGAAGCAGAACGUCUCCCUGGCCAUCCUCAAGUCCCACGAGAACGGCUUCAUGGAGGACUUGGACAAGACUUGGGUGAGGUAUCAAGAGUGUGAUUCCCGUAGCAAUGCCCCAGCAACACUCACCUUUGAGAACAUGGCAGGUGUGUUUAUGCUGGUGGCUGGAGGUAUUGUUGCCGGGAUAUUUUUAAUAUUCAUAGAAAUAGCUUACAAAAGGCAUAAGGACGCGCGGAGGAAGCAGAUGCAGCUGGCGUUUGCGGCCGUUAAUGUGUGGAGGAAAAACCUGCAGAGAGAACUGAGAAGGAGGAGCAAAUGUAUCCCCGAGCAUGCUCUACGCACCAGCGGGAUACAUUUUGGUUACCCCCGUGCGGUAGCAGAGCCAGACCUGGUCACUCCGUCCCCCGUCGGAAAGGUCACACUCAUUGGCACGAAAGCAAUUGGGGAGGAAUCGUUGUCAGCGCCCGCCGCCGAGCGCGGCCGGUCCCCUCGGCUCGCUGCCCCCGCACCAUGGCGGCUGGUGCUCCCAGCCUGCGCCAACCAGGAUAGAAAAAGUGGUAGAGCAGAACCUGACCCUAAAAAGAAAGCCACUUUUAGGUCCAUCACCUCCACCCUGGCCUCCAGCUUCAAGAGACGUAGGUCCUCCAAGGAUACGCCCUGCAGAAUGGUCCCUCAGGAGUGCCAGAGAGACAGGCUGGCACCAUGGAGCCAAGACAGCCCUGGGAAGCUACCACCCCACUCUGAACGUCCUAGCGCCCACCAUCACCCGAGCUGCACAGCCUCUCCGCGGCACAUCAUCCCCACCGCCCCAGGAGGAGAUGCAUGUGUUCCCCAUAGGCAGCUCCUGCAACUCGAAUAGCACUCGCAGAGCUGACGUACUGCCAUCCAUCGCAGCCACCCACGAUACUGCAACCCCACAGACGCCAUGUGAGACGCAUAAACCACACAGACACCCUCCGAGCCGGCACAUUUCCUACAGACACGUAACGAGGUGCACAGGUCCCUUAGCCGCCCCCCCAGCCAUCGGCAGCCCCCGCAGAGACACAUUGCCAGCCCGUGGGCACCCCCAGGCACGGCACGACACACGUCCCACGUCACCGCCAAGGGCGCGGCGCUGCCGGCGGUGCUGCCCUGCAGCCGUGGGGAUGGUGCCAGAGCUGGUCGAGAGCCGAGGGGCUUCAUGGAAAAGGUCACCUUCUCAGUGAAGGAUCAGCUGUCCCAAAGCCAAAUGCUUGUUGGCUGAAAAAAAGAGCCUAGUUUUUUUUUGGCCCAAAAGAACCAAAAGUAGGUCAAAGACAACUUUUUUUUUUUUUUUUUAAAGGGAAGUUGAUAUUUUCUACAGCAAGAUUGCAUUUAGCUGGAAUCCUAAUUUUUAAUUGAAAAAAAAAAAAAACAAACAACCACAAACCAAAAUUCUUCCAGAAAACUCUUCCACUAGCCAGGGACUACCAUAUGAGCCCAGUUAGGUUGAAGUCAUUUUUAAAGACAUUAAGUUCUUGUCUAUAUUUUCUUCCUGGUUGUCAUUUAAAGUUUUUGGUGCCUUCACUUCACUUCCAUACCUUAACAUGUUUGAGUCUCUUCUACGGUUAAUAUUGAUUAAUUUCUUGGCUUUAUGAUGUUUGGUUUGGGGAUUAUUGCACCAUCCCUGUAACAUAAUUUACCCUAAAUUACUGAUAUGUGCUUCUAGCAUUAGUCCUACUUUAACAUAAUUUUGAUAUGACCGUUUUCUUGCUUUUUUUUGUUUUUCUUUUUUUCUUUUAAUUUUAAUUUUUAUUAUUAAAAAUUGCAUGCAUGAACAAAAAAAACAGUAAAUGAGAAUGUUACCCUGUGACAACUCUGUGAUUGGAGGAGAUAUGCUUUCAAAUCAAAAGCCAUGCUCUUGUAUUUUAA
Molecule: messenger RNA, 4426 nt
Organism: Pipra filicauda (Wire-tailed manakin)
Lineage: Eukaryota; Metazoa; Chordata; Aves; Passeriformes; Pipridae
Gene: GRIN1
Product: glutamate ionotropic receptor NMDA type subunit 1
Exons: 22
Coding region: 183-3395 (1070 amino acids)
Biological process (GO): regulation of membrane potential; monoatomic ion transport; ionotropic glutamate receptor signaling pathway
Cellular component (GO): NMDA selective glutamate receptor complex; plasma membrane; neuron projection
Molecular function (GO): NMDA glutamate receptor activity
Source: RefSeq, a predicted model, not a curated record